ACUGUGAGUAAUACUUCUUUGAAAAAUUUAUUUAUUGACAUGGAAGAAACAUAUGGGCUAAGUUAUAUUUUAACCAGAAAACUGGACCAAGAUGGGUUAGAGAACUUGUACAGCUUCUUGAAAGGUAUGCUCGGAAGUGCUAAUAAUGACAUGACUGUUUUGGAUUUUAAGUAUUGGUAAGACUUAUUAAAUUACUAAUAAAAUGUAAUAAAUUAAGUAUCUAAAGAAUAAUUACAUUUUAUUUCAGUUUACGGUGGUAUAUACUUGGAAAACAUUCUGAUGCAGUUUUCACAGAAAAUACCAAUACUGAAAAUAGCCAUGAAGACAGUUUACUGGAUGAAAGAGAGUGCUUGACUGGCCAAAUCAUGAAUGAGUUGCAAUUAACUGUAGCUGACUCAGAUAUUUCCAAUGAGACAUCAACUGUUGAAACUAUCCAUAUUUCUGAAGCUGACCUGAAUUUUGAUCUUCUUAAUCAAUUUGAGCUGGAUACUGGAGAACCACCAUUCCAAAUGGUAGAAGAAGGGUGUGCUGAAUAUGUUUCAGGCUAUGUAGCCAAUCGCUUCUAUAAUAAAUACCCUUCUUUAACUGCUCCACAUAACUCACAACCACCAGAUAACUGGACAAAUCAUUUAUCCAAAGGCAAUUUAAAAAUUCCAUCCGAAAAUCUUUUUAAAGCAGUCUUACAACUGGAAAGAGAUUUCAACAAUUUUCACGGGGACACAUUAUCUAAAAAACCACAAGUUUUUAAAAAUUUAUACAAAAUAGUUGCACCCAAAAUUCAGCUUUUAAACAUACCUGAUGAAGUUAUUUUAUGUCUGAUACGAACACGAACAUAUAUUCGUCUAAAUAAUUUGAAUAAUGAACAAUCAAGUACACGUCAUUCAAAAAAGCAAGAAAAAAUUAAAAAACGAAAAUUUACCAACUGACAAAAAUAUGUACUUACC
Acyrthosiphon pisum (pea aphid) is the source of this 944-nucleotide messenger RNA. RefSeq lists its product as uncharacterized. Bases 366 to 926 code for a protein of 186 amino acids. The record is from RefSeq and is a predicted model, not a curated record. The transcript has 2 exons. NCBI's taxonomy places the organism in Eukaryota, Metazoa, Arthropoda, Insecta, Hemiptera, Aphididae.